Prunus armeniaca (apricot) is the source of this 171-nucleotide messenger RNA. The record is from the annotation of a GenBank genome assembly. NCBI's taxonomy places the organism in Eukaryota, Viridiplantae, Streptophyta, Magnoliopsida, Rosales, Rosaceae.
AUGCCAGAACGGAAUUUGGUUUCUUGGAAGGCUAUGAUAGUGGGUUAUGCAAAGAGUGGUCUCUGCCAGGAGGCUAUGAAGCUCAUGUAUCGGAUGCGAACAGAGGGUUUUGAGGUGGAUGAUUACAUCCUUGCCACUGUUCUUACUGCAUGUGGAGACCUCCUUAUUUAA